Molecule: messenger RNA, 1552 nt
Organism: Helicoverpa zea (corn earworm)
Lineage: Eukaryota; Metazoa; Arthropoda; Insecta; Lepidoptera; Noctuidae
Product: myrosinase 1-like
Exons: 9
Coding region: 1-1515 (504 amino acids)
Biological process (GO): carbohydrate metabolic process
Molecular function (GO): beta-glucosidase activity
Source: RefSeq, a predicted model, not a curated record
AUGAACAGUACAACAUGCCAGUUCUGGGGGGUACUUUUCUUGGCUUUGCUAUAUUGUGUCAAUGCGAGUGUACUUAACAAUGAGAUAGAUUCUCUGGUGUGUUUCAAAGAUGGCUUUCUGUUCGGCGUCGCCACAGCCGCAUACCAAAUUGAAGGGGCUUGGAAUGUAUCUGGUAAAGGUGUGAGUAUAUGGGAUAAAUUGACGCAUGAGCAACCUGAGAAAAUAUUUGAUCAUUCGAACGGUGAUAUCGCUGACGGAUCCUAUUACAAGGUGAAGGAAGAUGUCAGGCUUAUCAAGGAGUUGGGUGUAAGCCUCUAUAGGUUCUCUGUGUCAUGGCCGAGGAUUUUACCUAAUGGACUGAGCUAUAAGAUUAACGAAGACGGCAUCAGAUAUUACAACGAGGUGAUUGACGAGUUAAUUCGCAAUAACAUCACGCCGGCCAUUACAAUCUUCCAUUGGGACUUGCCGCAGUAUCUACGAGACAUGGGCGGGUGGACCAAUGCACUUAUGGCGGAUUUCAUGGUUGAGUAUUCUCGGAUUCUUUUCGAAAAUUUCGGCGACCGAGUCAAGAUCUGGAUGACUUUCAACGAGCCGUUAACAUUCUGCCAGUUAAGCGACUACGCUGGUGCGGACAACCCGGAAGGCAGUGGUAUUAAAUCGUAUUUAUGUGGCCACAACGUCAUCAGGGCUCAUGGGAUGGUAUACCGCAUGUUUGAAGAGGAGUAUCGACCUAAAAUUGGAGGUGAAAUGGGCAUCGUGUUAUCAUAUGCUUGGGAAGAACCUUAUUCUGAUUCUGAAGAGGAUCAGGCUGCUGCUGAAAGAGCCAGAAAUUUCCAAUUCGGUUGGUUCGCCCACCCAAUAUUCUCGGAAGCUGGAGACUAUCCUCCAAUAAUGCGAAGCGUGGUAGACAAAAACUCCAAGGAACAGGGAUUUCCUAGCUCAAGACUACCAUCGUUCACUCCAGGAGAGGUGAAAAUGAUUAAGGGAUCUGCCGACUUCUUGGGCCUGAACCACUACACGACAAGAUUGGUACAGCAAGUACCUAAGAAUAACUCUAACCCAACUUCUGAGAAUGAUAUAAAUGUCAAGCAGAUUAUCGAUGAGAAAUGGCCUAAGACUGGUUCGUCAUGGUUGAGUGUUGUGCCUUGGGGCUUCAGAAAAACCUUGAACUGGCUGAAACUUGCGUACAAUAAUCCCAAGAUCCUGGUGACCGAGAAUGGCAUGUCAACUGGACCUGGUCUAGACGACAAGAACCGCAUAGAAUACAUUGAUGGAUACCUGCGAUCCCUACAUGACGCUGUUUAUGAAGAUGGGUGCAAUGUUGUAGGCUACACUUACUGGAGUUUGAUGGACAACUUUGAAUGGAAGCGUGGUUACUCUGAGCGUUUCGGUCUGUACGAAGUGGACUACGAGUCGCCGAACUUGACCAGAACGCCGCGUCUUUCUGCGAAGUACUACACCAGUGUUGCCAAGACUGGCUGUCUGCCUGACAGCUUGGCUGACCUUGAGUUAUAAUCAUGAAGACGUAGAUAAAACCAAUGGAUAAUCGAAG